This is a messenger RNA of Zootermopsis nevadensis, 10917 nucleotides long. It is a transcript of the gene Gapvd1, whose product is annotated as GTPase activating protein and VPS9 domains 1. Gene Ontology annotation, cellular component: endocytic vesicle; cytosol; cell cortex. The record is from RefSeq and is a predicted model, not a curated record. Gene Ontology annotation, molecular function: GTPase activator activity; small GTPase binding; guanyl-nucleotide exchange factor activity. Gene Ontology annotation, biological process: vesicle-mediated transport; regulation of GTPase activity. Lineage: Eukaryota; Metazoa; Arthropoda; Insecta; Blattodea; Termopsidae.
GACGGCCAUCUUUCAUACUUCUGUUGGUUAUACCAAAGAGGAUAGAAUGCACUAUGAUUACUGUCCAUCGGAACGUAAAUUUUUUAAUAUUUGUCCUGUAAGACAAAGCUAUGAUAAUAACCUAUGUGAAAAAUCAAAAUGGCGAACGGAGUUUUAUGGGGGUUGGUGUAGCUUGUGAUUAAUAACAAAGGCAAAUACUAGUUGGAAUAAAAUCAAGUGUAAAAAUUGUUAUCGGAGAAAUGUGGGAUUAUGCAAUUAAAUACUUGUAAUAAUAUAAGUGAACAUUACUUAUGAUAACUUCGUCGAAAUGGAUGAUGGUUUGAUGAUGAAUGCCCUGCAUUGGGACAUUAUUGAGCUUGCUGGGCAUCUUCGACAGGAAAGGCUGUUUGUGUCAUCCGAACAACAACAUUUACAAGGAUUAAAUGAGAAGGUAAUUAGUGGAUCAUGCAGGCUAGCACAAUUGGCAUGGGUUACAGCUCAACAACGAGACAACUUAAACCGUCUGAUUGUAGCCCAUCCUGAUUGCACACCAGCUGUUUGUUGUCGGAAGGCCAACACUCUUGACAGUACUGUCUUUGUGGAUGGAUACAAAGUAUUGGGUUUUCAGGAAUGUCUGGCAUAUGGGGAAUUUCUGCAAACACUGCGCACAUCACCUCAGCUUCUUGCAAGCUGCCUUGUUGCUGGUGAUCGUCUGCUUCCAGAUAUGAUGCAUGGAAUAGUUCAUUCUAUAAUGACAGGAUUGUUUGGUAGCAGUUUGCUACCAGAAGAUAAAUUGCUUGCUUUAAGGCUUCUGCGUUAUCUCACAGAGCUUCAACUUGUGCCCUCAGAAAAUCCACGCAGGCUUCUUCGUCAGAGGUCAUGUGCUUUCGCUCGCUUGUACGGUGAAUUUCAUGAAGGUCUGUUUUCUGCAAAGUUGUUCCUGACAGCUGCACUUCACAAGCCUAUCAUGCAGUUGCUGGUUGAGGAUGAAAUGUUUUUGGACAUAGAUCCAGAUAAGGCAACAAUCAGGUUUCCUCCUGAGGAACGCUUAAAGAAGUUUGGUCCCGAAGGAUCUCCUGAAUACAAUAUUCGACUACAGGAGUAUCGCAGGUGGACCAAUAAGCGUCUUGUAGCUAUUACAAACCGAUUUGUGCUAAGUCUGCGCAAUAACAUGCAUUGCUUUCCUACUGGUGUUCGUUGGCUUGUUUGCCAGAUAGCUGGAUUGCUGUCUAAAUCAGGGAAUAUUGAACCUAAAGAGGUAAAUGCAAUUUGCACAGAUUUGGUGUUCACAUAUUUUAUCUGUCCUGCAAUUGUUAAUCCAGAACCAUAUGGCAUAACAGAUGCCCCAAUCAGCUAUGUGUCUUGUUUUAAUCUUAUCCAAGUGGCCAAAAUUGUGCAGAUGUUGGCAAUGACCAAGUAUGAAGAUGUGGAUAGUAAAGUGUCAGAUCUUUACAAUUUGUUUGAGAAGGACUGUGUGUCCUCUCUACUGGAUGCAAUUCUGGAUGGAGCAACAGAUGGACUUGAGGAUGGACCUGUUAUUACUGUUUGUUCGAAACUGCAGGGGUUAUCACGGUCAGCAGCAUUAUUCACUGAGACUGAACUACAUCAAUUGGUGGUCUUCCUGCAGACUGUAUCUACAGAUGAAGAUGAGAGUCUGGAGGAGAAUAGGAAGCAGCUGACCACUUUACUAAUGCAGCUUCCUUUUGGAAACACCACAGUGAAUGGUCAUGUAACUGGUGGUGUGCUGAAGCCACAACAGCCAGCAACUCCUAGUACACCUCGAAAGAGUGCAGGAUUGUUAGGAAUAGUUGGAAAGGGCCGGGUGGCACGUACCUCAUCAUCUCCUGCGUCUUCUACAACUGUGGAGGGGACAGAAGAGAGUAUUGGAGGAGAAGAAGAUAAUGGGGAACGUGGGAGCCAGGAUGUACUUGUCAUACCCUUCACACCAAAUGUUGGUGAGAGUGUGGGUCUCAUUGCUGAACAGAAAAUACUAUGCAUGGAAGAGCAUUCAUCAUGUGCAGAGGCACGAGUGCGUGUAAAUUUACCUGACAGUCAAGAAGAGCGCAGUGGGGGUGAAGGUGGAAAUGUGGGUGAAAGAGUAGAGAGUCAAGAGAAGCGAACUCGAUUUUCUUUGUCACACGAUGAAGGCUCUAUUGGCAAUGCUAGUGAUAACCUUGAAGCUGUCUCAGAAGCUGCAUCAAAUCACAGUGUUGCAUCAUCUCUAGAACUUGAGAAUGAUCAGAAUGACAAUCUGUCUGACAUGGUUUCAGCAAAUGUAUCAGGUAGAGGAACACCAAAUAUUUCAGGCCGGGACACUCCUUCUUCUCAAAUAACUGAAGGUGAAGAAGGGCCUGGUGGAGUUCUUAGAGGUCCAGCUGGAGAACCUCGCCAGCCAUUGGACUUCCCUCCUCCACCUCCUAACAAGCAGAGUCGUUCUGACAUUGAUGACAAAUUUGGAAAAUUUGAGAUUAAGAAGUUGCUGGAAGGAGAUGAGACUGUCUCAAUGGUGAGCGAUACUUGGAGUACAGAUGUCCUGGCAAGUGACAGUGAGACUGUGGAGCAAAGCAGUGAGCGUAACUUUCCUACUAAUACAACUGAUGGUGCAGUAAAUCAGCUUGCUGAAACCCAAUUGCUGGAUGUGUCAGAGACAGCUUCGGAAGCAUGGAGUACAGAUGUCUUGGCAUCAGACUCAGAACGGCUUACAGAAGUGGAUACAGAUGACACAGGCAGUGUUGCCAGAUCAGAUGAUACAGCCCGCUCUGAAGUGGAGGUUGAAGGACGGGGUGAACCAGAGGGUGGGGAAGAUGCUACUACAUCUACAGCACCAUUGGGUGUCAACUUGGGGUUUCGGCCGAUUCGUGAGGAUCCUGUGGGACGAGCAUCCUUCUUGGCACCUUCAUCACCCACUAGGGUAGAAGGAGGAUCACACCCAGCAUGGAAUGUAACAGGUCGUGGUGGUGGUAAAGCAGACUAUCGUCGGCGUACUGUUGAAUACGUGGCCAACAAUCCAGCACAUCGCAGCCAUGUCCCCAUAGAUUUUAACAAACAUGGUUGUCAGAGCACAACAGAAGAAACUCGACUGAUCCAUGUGAUUGAUAAGAUAGACAAACCACUGGACUUGAAACCAGCAGUGGUUGCUGCAAGUCAGGCAAGUGUGAGCAUCGUUCACAUCCCAGGUUCUGUGACACUGCCAGUCCUUCAUAAUGGUCACAAUGCAUCAACAGCACAUCUACCACAGAAUGGUGAACUAGAUCCGUCACAUCCGCCGCCGCUGCUCUCUAGUCAUGUGGCUACAAACACUGUACCUAUGGUACAUAUUCAGGCCAAUCAUGCUUCAGCACAGAGUAUUGGAGUCACCAGUCACAUUCACCCACAUUUGCCAUCAACUGCACAUCAUGUAGGAGAUGGAAGUACUGCAAAUGCAGAUGCUGAUCAGAAACCAGAGAUCCAUGGUGAAGAAGAGGCUGACAGAGACAGUGUUGGAGAUAUAAUUCCUAGUGUUGUACGACUCAGUUCAACCAGUCUGGCCUCAACAAGUAGCAGUGGCAGUGGUUCUGACCCCAGGCCAAAGACUGUGACUCCUACUCCAGACUUGCCACUUACUCCUACUACUUUGGUUUUAAAUGGUCAUGCCAUGAUGGCAGAUGGAGAGGUCACUGUGACAAAACCACAGUCUGCAGGUUCUUCCACAGGAGCAAUUCCUAAGAGCAUUAGCUUUGACAAGACUGCUGAACGAGGAGAUAAGGAUCUCCUUGAUGAUGAUCAGAAGCAUAAGCGGGGUUUUUUCAGGAACUUCAAGUUGUCUUUCAAGAGUCGUAGAGUCAAGUCACUGCGAGGAUCUGAUGAUUUCGGUAAUCGAUGUUAUGAAGCUUCUUUAACUGCAAGUGAUGGGGAUGUUUCUCAUUUACGACUCAGGAGGGGAAUGUCGGAGGAUGUGCGUUCGACACACAACUGUAAUGAUACAACCGAAGACAUUCUUGCCAAAUAUCGCCGCAAGCCUAGUGCAGGUGGAGACUCGACAGUUUCUGAACCUGGUACAGAGUUGAAGGCACCACAACUAGUAGGUGAGGUUGAGGAUGAAAGAUUAAGGAUGGACCCAACCAACAUCGAAUCGUCAUAUGCAUUUAUUGAUGCCAAACGCAAACUGCGUAUGGUGCUGAGCACAGCAGAUCUGCAGCAUGUUCCCUGGGCUACAGAUGCUAGCACCCAUAUGAGGGAAUCUCGGGUACAGAAGGAGAAUGAGUUGGUCUCAUUUCUCCGGUUGCAGUUAGCAGAAGCUAUCAAUCUUCAAGACCGCUCACUUAUUGCACAUUUACAUGAGACACUGCGGUGCAUCCAGCUCUUUGAUGAUAGUGGCUGCCAGAAGCUUUUUAAGUCCCUAAAGGAAGAUUACCAAAAACGGUCUCCAUACAUUGCCUACCUAGUGAGGUGUCGACAGGGACUGCUAUCAACCUUAGCACAUUUAGAAAGGCUGACUGAGAGAUUGAAAUGUGACCGCCAGGUGUGCAGCCGAUUCUUGGUAGCUGUAUGUGUAACAAUGUUUCUAGAGAAGAGAGAAGAGAUACUUGGCAGUUUCACUGUUGAGUUUCAACAAUUGACCCUUGCUGAUGAGAAAACAGAUUUGCUGGAUAACUUUUUGCACACACUUUCACUUGAAAUGGACAAAGACCCAACAUGGCAAGCUGCAAGCAGUACACAGUUAGAACAGGCACGCACUGCAGUUGAGCGGGCAGUAAUCAGUCGUGUGUAUACUCAUGCCCUUUAUCCAAAUGGUGAUGGAGAUGUGUCCAGAGAUCAGGUUCUUUAUGAACACAUGAAGAAGCUUUCUAAUGUAAUCACACCCAAUCAUAAAGAUCUUCGUAUUCCCAAGGUGUUUCAUUACGAAUGCCCAUGGCCAUCAGCACAGGCAGAAAUAUCAGCAAUGGCUGCUUACAAAACACCAUGUGAUAAGCUUCAGUGUGUUUUCCGCUGUGCCACAACUAUAAUGAAUUUGCUGUCCAUGGCCAGUGGGCGAGGAGUGCCAGCUGCAGAUGAUUUUGUGCCUGUACUAGUCUAUGUUCUUAUUAAGGCAAAUCCACCUUCACUGCUGUCAACUGUUCAGUAUGUAAACAGUUUCUAUGGGAAUCGCUUGAAAGGGGAAGAACAGUAUUGGUGGAUUCAGUUCUGUUCAGCCAUUGAAUUUAUCAAGACAAUGGACUACAGUGAUUGAAUUAUGUUAUUUCCUUACUGCAAUAGCGUAGAGAAAUAGUGAAAUGCUGUUUGGAUGUCCCAUUGAACUUGAGACCUUUAUACUACUGAGUCCUCCAAUAGUUUCUUUCCAAGAAUUCAGGAAACUAGAUUUUCUGAAAAAUCAUUUAUUUAAUUAAAAGGAAGAAAGGAAGUGCUUAAGAAAGGUUGUUAAGUUUUCUCAACGUUUCCCAUGAAUUUGGCCUGCAUUUGGAGUGGAAAGUGGGGGCCUUUGUUUAAUGAAACAAAAACAUUGUUUUAUGAAACUAUUUAUGUUAUUGUUACAUGGUUUCAGAAUUCUUCAGUUACCAUUAUCAUCAUCAUUACAUUUGUUAUUUUAUAAACAUACCUAUCAGUAAACUAACACUGUAUUUACUUUCAUUUGGAUUAAGAAGUAUGUAUCGCAAGAUGUAAAGAGAGUAACUUUUGCUUAUUUUGUCUCUUGUGUAUAUAUUUUACUGUGCACUGGUGCUUUUCUGAUUUUUCUAGAAAUCCAUCUGUAGUGCAUGCUGUACAUAAUUAAGUAUCUCUAAAACAAUUGCAUGUGGAUUGAAGAUACUCAUUGUGUACAAAAGUUUGUUAAGAGAUUAUAUUUUGUACAAAGAUUGCAUGUACAUUAGUUACAUAAAUGUGUAAUUGCCAAAUCAAAAUUUCUGUUACUUCUGAUGGUGUGUAUUUUUCAUGUUUCAUACUGAUAGCUCAAUGAUGAUGAACAUUCCUGCCAGUGUUGGGGAAAAAAUCUGUGAUGGCAAUUUGCAAAGCUAUAUUGCGCAAACACCAUGUUUUCUUUUCUUGUACAUAAUAGAAUCUAGGAAUGUCUGCUUAAGUUAUGAAUGACAGAAAUAGAAGAAAUGGAGCAUACAUAUGUAUAUGAAAUGAUACAAUGUUUGAUAGAUACUCUUGGCCCACCCAAAUGUGUUAGGAAGAUGAUAUGAAAGUCAGUCCAGUAUCUUUGUACUUUUGUCUGCUCAUUUUUGUGUGUUUAUCAUUUGUGAGCUAUAGCUGAAUAUGGAUCAGAAUAUGUAGAAUUGAUAUGACUGGCAUUUUUAUAAACAUACAUUUAUGGAGUUAAGUAUUGCAUGUACAUUGUGUUGUAGAAAGAGAUUGAAGUGAUUCAGUGAGUUCCCUGCUUCUCAUAAAAUUCAGUAUUUUAGUGCUGGUCUGUUUUCUUCACAGUCUUAUUUGUUGUGGUAGCUUUUUGUACAUUGUAUCAUCUUGCCUUUAUUAUUGAAUUAACUACCAUACAUGACAUACUAGUAUGCAUAAUUUUUGAUUUGCAGUAAGUUCCAUGGGUUCCUGAGUAUUGUUUCAUUCAUAGGUGUGUGGGUUGGGUUAUGCAUGAUGCCAGAUCUUGCACGAUUUUUAAUUUCAAAUAUGAACUGAAAUAACUGAGGACAAAUAUUCUUUGGAUCAGGUGGGUGGGGACAUGUAGCAUGCAUGGGAGAGAUGAGAAAUGCAUACAUUUCAGUUAGGAAACUGGAGAGAAGUUGCCACUAAGGAGACCUAGGAGCAGGUGGAAGUGUAAUAUUAAAAUGUAUCUUAGAGAAGUAGGUUGUAACAGUGUUCCCUGGAUCUGUCUGACUCAGGAUAGGGAUACAUUUCAAACUCUUGAACACAGUAAUGAACAUUUGGGUUCUAUUAAAGAUGGGAAAUUGACUGACAGUGACUUUGCUGCUUAAGAAGUACUCUGCCCCAUGGUGUUUAAUUACACAGAAUUACCACAUCUCCAACAGUAACCUCAUGUUAUGCGUUUACAGGUAAAGCUGCACAUGCAAUUUGUUAUUCAUACAUGAUGUAGUCAAACCUUGGAAAGGUCCAAGAAGGUGCAUAUAAAAAUAAUUUCCUUUAAUGCAUUUAGAUCCGGGUGUAACACUGCAAGUUCCUUUUGUGUUCUAGUUUUGUUUAAAAAAAUAAUAUUGUUGUAUUGUACUUUAAUAAGUAUUCUGUUAUCAUUUAACUGCAUUAAUUAUUUUACUAUUCCAUAUUGCAGAUGUAUUUCAAUUAUACUGAAUUGUCAUUAGUCAUACAGUUUGCAUGUCAGUUACCCUAUUACAUUUUCUUAAUUAGAUGUUACAAGAGUUGUGAAUUUUUAAACUCAUGGAAGGUAUUUAAUAUUUUAAAACAUGUAAUUAAGGAAGAGUAAGAAGGUAAUAUUAUUAAACUGCACUAGCAUUCUAUUUAGUAGAUAAUGAAGCACCUUACCCAAGGUUUAGUCAGAUCAGAACCAUUUACUGUGGUGCUUAAGCAGAAGGGAUGUAUUAUUAUGUGGGAAUGCAGCACUUGGUAAAAUACUACCGUAAUUACAGAUUUUUGUUAUUAACCUACAUUUCUACAAAAUAAUUUAACUUGAGUGAAGUGGUAACACUUCUGAAUAGCAUUUUGGAGGACCCCAGUUAAUAUCUCAGCAAGGACACUGAAGUUUGUCAUUAGAUUGCUGUCUUCUGGGUUAUGGCACCAUGUAGUCUGGAUGAAGGAGGCAACAAGGACCUAUGAAACGUUGGUUAAAGUUCUACCAGACUGCAUGGUGCUACAACCCAGAAGAGAGCUAAAUACUACUGAAGUUGCCAUUGCUUUUUCUCAGCCACUUCUUAUUACUCCCAGGACAGUACCUUAGAAUAAAUGUUAACCAUACUAUCAUGUUCACCAGGCAUUACCAUCUUCUCAAGUCAUUUGACACUAAGCAUCCACUGUAGUUUAUACAGUGUCAUUAUGUAAGAUACAAUAGAUUUCCUUUUCUCACCUUGCUUAACUCUGCUCAUUGGGAAGACCAUAACCUGCAGAUUUUUACUAUUAAGCUGACCAAAGGGAAGGAGUGAUAGUGAUUUGGUUGGUUAUAGAUAUAACACAAAUUACACACAACAGUUAGCUUUGUGCAGUUUAGUAUAGACCUUGACAUACAUUACAAUAUGAAAAAAGAUUCACAUCAUUUUCUCUUGAAAGGGAAAUAAUUCAGUUUAUUUGAAAUUUAUUUACUGUGCCUGAAUGUGUCAUUUGUGAUUGCUUAUUCUUAAUUUGUGGGUUAAUUAUCAGUUCAGAAAUCUAAAUAAUUAAUUUAUAAAUAACUGCAUAUGUGCAUGAAAUCUGUGUAGCCAUUGGAGUCUCUAUCUCUUUUCUUCUUCUUCCAUUCACCUCACACAUUGUUAAUUUUAAUCAGUAUUAUUAAUGUUAUGACUUGCCAUUUGUACUUCACAUGCCAGCAUUAGCUGACCUUGUAUAUAUGAUUAACAAUUUACACAGUGUGCCUGUAUAUGUCUUCCUAUUUCUGCAAAACAGUAUAUUGCAACAUACAAGGACACCCUUACACUGCAGCAUCAAGGUUACUAGUUUAUGGUGAAUGUAAAUAAAAAAACACCAGUUUGUCUUUUUAAUACUGUUUGUAUUGUGACAUUUUCUGCCUUUUUUCUUUUUCUUCUUCUUCCCCCAGUUGAAUGGAAUUAUACAUAGUAUAUAUGAAUGGAGAAAGCAUCCUUCCUUUGCCCGUGCAUUUCUGAAAAUGAAUUAUACUGAAAUUGCUUAUUUAUUAUAACAGUCUUAUAAAUAUACAUUUUAAUUGACCAGUUUUCUAGUGGUUACUGCAUUAAUACCUCAUUCUGAUUGAUUUAUGAAUUAGAUGAUUUCCAAGCAACAAAAAUAGAGGUGAACACAGAUUUCUUUUGCAUUCAAAGCAUGUUGUACUAUCCUAGAAACCACAUCCAGGAUGGAAAGAAAAAUGGAUAAUAUAAAUGUGAUUGGAUUUUAUAAAAGGAUUUAUAAUUAUGCCAGCACUAAGUAUUGUUACAUGUUACAGCAGUUAUUUUUAUUUUAUGUUCCUUCUGAAACUGGCUGCCAGCCUACUGGUUAGAUCAACAAGCUGCAAAAUACUUGUGUUAUUAGCUAAUUAUAUUUUUAAAAUUUUUAUGGAAAUGUGGAGAGGUUAUUUUUAUGGCAGGUGUAUACUUGUUGGCAUACAGUCAUCUUCCCGCAGCUGUGAAGAUGCUGUGAUCCACAGAAGAUGGAAUUCACACACAUUCUGUCACAGAUUUUUAAGAUGUUUUGAAAAAUUAUAAUUUUAUUUAUUACUUGGAAUACAAAACAUUUUGUGUAAUUUCUUAUAGAAACAUUAGUAAAAGCUUUUUGUACUGUUAUCACAGUUACCACUUCUGUUUUAUAUCCUUGAGGCUCUGGGUUUGAAUCUUGGUCAGGAGACAAACUCUCCUGACUGAUGUUUUGCAUGGUUUUCUUCUGUCCCUCCAUGAGCAUUUUAAAAUACACUGCAGGCACUUACACAUCAUUCCUGAAUCAUAAUUCACAUUCAUCCUGUAAUUCAGUGUAAUUAUAUAACCCACACAGUUAAGAAAGCAUAUUAAAUGAUGUUUCAUUUAUUGAUGAUCAUGGCAGUAUGAUUUAGGUGUUUAAAUUCAGACUUAAUCAGAUCUGUUUUAUGAUAAGUAUUCAUUUUUAUUGCAGUGUAAUUGUAUGAUUUAUCUCUCUGCAUCUCAGGUAUAACCAUCUUGUAAAUCUAAGCAGGAAUCAGAAAUUUUGCAGUACCUUUAGCAGGAGAAGUCACCAUGUGUUUUUUUUGCAGUACCUUAAGUGCUACUUAAUUAUUCUGCAAAGGCCAAAGGAGUUGAACAAAUGAGAUAUGUUUAUUGUAGUGUGGUGUAGCCCUUAAGGAUGCAUCUGUAAGGAGUACAUUCACUUAGCAGACGAAACAGCAUACUGAAGUAACAAAUUGCAACUGUGGAAACAUGCACUGUAUUUAUAAAUUUAGGUGAGAAUAAAGGACACCAUAAUUAACAACAACUUAACACUAGCAUGAUAUUAUUUAAGGGAUUUGUUUUAGAAGCAUCAAGAACGUAUACACAAAUGCUCCCAUUCAACGUAUAGUACAGAAACUAUGUAAAUUAAAAUGAAGCACAGUUGAAUACUGUAAAGAUGUGAACCAUGCAAGUCUGUUAAAUCAUAAUGAAAUACAAGAUUUUUGGAGCUAUACUUCUGUGUAAAGUUAUAUGUAUUGUUGUGUGAUAAUUGGCAAAAUAAGUGCCUAUUCUUAGUAUCUCUCAAGCUAUUGUAUAUGUCCAUUGUAGUAGUUAUAAUUCAGAUGCUUUCCGUAACAUUUUACAGACAUUACAAUACACUGAUUUAUAUGUAAAACAUUUUUAAAUGAUUCAUGUAUGAAGUGUAUAAUGCACCAGUACUGUAUAAGCAUAAAAAUUUAGUGCUGCUUUCUGUAUGUUACACUGCAAGGUACAUGUUUACCUCUUGAAAACUGCUUCUUCCUUCAGUAAAAGUUUGUAGUUUAUUAUCAGUUUUUAUUUUCAAUAUUUGACCAUGAUCUCAAGAUUUAAUGUUUGAUUCUGCAGUAAUAUAUUAAAGUACAUUUAGAUACACUGUUAUAUAAUAACCAUGAUUUUCAAGCAUGAUACUUUUGUUUGAAUUGUGUUAUACUCAUUCUUUUCUAAGAACUUGAAUAGAAUUAAUUUUUUGUAGAUGCUAAUUUCUUAAAGCUUGUGAGCACUUUGGCUGCAGAUCCAUACAUGUAGGAGGAACAGUUGAACAUGAUAAUAUGAGAACAAAGUAUUUUUUUAAAAAUCUAGAGUGCUGUUACAAAUUAUAUUUAGUGUACAGUAAUAACAUUAAGGAUAUAUAUAUAUAUACACAUACAUAACUAAAUAUAUGGGUUCCUUAUUUGAUGUGGAAUAAAUAUGCACAUUUUAUUGCUGGCACUGUGAA